Acanthopagrus latus (yellowfin seabream) is the source of this 952-nucleotide messenger RNA. RefSeq names its product stathmin 1b (gene stmn1b). Gene Ontology annotation, cellular component: neuron projection; cytoplasm. The record is from RefSeq and is a predicted model, not a curated record. Gene Ontology annotation, biological process: neuron projection development; microtubule depolymerization; regulation of microtubule polymerization or depolymerization. Gene Ontology annotation, molecular function: tubulin binding. Bases 147 to 587 code for a protein of 146 amino acids. Lineage: Eukaryota; Metazoa; Chordata; Actinopteri; Spariformes; Sparidae. The transcript has 5 exons.
CGUUGGAACACAUUAGAGAAUGGCGCGAAGGUGCAGAUGUUGGCGUUCCGAGAGAGGAGAGAAGAGGAAGGAGAAGAAGAAUAACUCGGCGGAGGUCUGCUUUUCAAACAGAAGCACUUCAGACGUGUCAACUGAUUCUGCAAAAAAUGGAAGCCUCAGGAGACAUCCAAGUGAAGGAGCUGAACAAGCGUGCUUCAGGUCAGGCAUUUGAGGUCAUCCUGAGCCCCUCAGCUUCAAAUGCUAAGGCUGAAUUUCUGUUGUCCCCACUGAAGAAAAAGGAAACAUCGCUGGAUGAGAUUAAGAAGAAACUGGAAGCUGCCGAAGAGAGACGCAAGAGCCAUGGAGCUGAAACGCUGAAACACUUGGCUGAACAAAGAGAGCACGAGAAGGAGGUUGUGCAGAAGGCCAUGGAGGAAAGAUGCAACUUUAUCAAGGUGACAAAGGAGAAACUCGAUCAGAAGAUGGUAGCGAACAAAGAGAACCGCACUGCACAGAUGGCAGCUCUCACUGAGAAAUUCAAGGAGAAGGACAAGAAGCUCGAAGAAGUGAAGAAGAACAAGGAGGUGAUGAAAGAAAGCAAGAAUUAAGUUGGUAAUGAUCUGGAAAACAGUCGUUGCAACUCCAAAGAUAAGCUGUACUUUUUAAACUGACACUUCUGUAUUGUUUGCUGUGUCGGUUCUGAUAAUGCUGUUGAAUGAAAAUUGGUUGUACAAUGUUAGACUGGGUGUGGAUUUAGUCUGAUUCACUUGUAGAUUUCUUAUUGGCAGCUGAGUACACUGUAGCUCUUUUGGCAUUCCCUAUAUUUUUCUAUUAAGUAUUCAGUUGUACUAAAUUGGUCUUUUUACUUCAUACUGUUGAAAUACAUCGUAUAACAGUCUUUGUUACUGUUCUAAGUUUUAAUCUACUGUACAAUGCCAAGGUUUGAACAUUAAAGUCUAUAUCUACAAUAUAA